AUGAAUCAUUUCAUAAUUUUUUUGUUAGUUACUAGUACUACUAUGUAUUUUGGGCUAAACGAAGCUUGCAAAAAAAAUCAUGUAGUAAUUCAUAAUGAAAUCGCUCCUGGUAUCGUUCCCAACAUUGCGUGUCGAGAAUAUAGCAUAGAGCGCCCACCUAAAAGAUUUCACCAACUAAAUUAUAAGGAUCCUUUUUAUAUCAUUGAGUUUGAAGAUAAUAACCAACUACCUCAUGGUGAAAAAUGGUAUUGUUUGCUUAUGUACGGGACUAAACCAAAAUAUUGGUAUGAUAUAGAAGUAUAUCGUCAAGGCUAUUAUCCUCGAUGUGGUCAAAUACGUUCAUGGAUUGCCAAAACGGAUGGAAUUUGGUUUACAAGAAGAUAUGACAGCCCUCCGGGACAUGUUCUUAAUUGGAAAAUUCAGUAA
Camelina sativa (false flax) is the source of this 426-nucleotide messenger RNA. Lineage: Eukaryota; Viridiplantae; Streptophyta; Magnoliopsida; Brassicales; Brassicaceae. The record is from RefSeq and is a predicted model, not a curated record.